Schistosoma rodhaini is the source of this 2358-nucleotide messenger RNA. NCBI's taxonomy places the organism in Eukaryota, Metazoa, Platyhelminthes, Trematoda, Strigeidida, Schistosomatidae. The record is from the annotation of a GenBank genome assembly.
AUGAAACUAUUCAACAUGAAUUCAUUCUACUUAUUCUUAAUAAUCUUUCCAAUAGUCUCAAUAUUAUCAGUAAAUCAUCAAAGAGAAAAUUAUCAAUCAAGUGAACAUCAUAGUGACAAUCACAAAGAUGGUCAUUCGCAUCAUAACCAUCAUGUACCUCACUAUCAUGGACAUCAUCGGGAAAUUGAUCAAAGACGUAAAACUGAACCAAGACAUCAUUAUUAUCAUCGUCAUCAUCAUUAUCCACAAGCAGUGCAACAUCAUUUGAAAAAGUCAGAACAUCAGGAAAGUCAAGAACAUAAACCGAUGAAUGAAGAAUAUCGCCAUGUUUUAAAACCUCAGUCUCAUCAACAAAAAGAAAAUAGACCAGUGAAUGUAGAUUAUGUAUCAAAACAUAAAGAAAAUCACCAUCAUCCAUCAGUGAAACCCGCUUCAUCCCAAUCAAUUAAUCCAACAAGCCAAACUGAGAAUAAAAAAAACCAUCAUCCUUCAGUUGAAUCAAAGGAAAAACCUAGUUAUACCACCAAGCAAAAUCUAUCAAAUAAGGAAACCGAUGAGAAAGCUAAUACAGAACAGAAUAAAGAUAAACCACAUGAACACAAGAAUGUAUUACCUAAUAAAGAUUACCAUCACCAUCAUCAGUAUCAUUAUCAACAUCAUCAUCAUUAUCCAAAUCAUGAAAUUAGUAGUACGAAAACAUCAAAUGAAAAUAAAUCAACCGAACAACAUAUCAAUAAAUUCAAUAAUAAAUCACCUGAACAAAAGAACAAUAAACAAACCACAUAUCAAGCAAAGUCAACUGCUGAAUUGAAAGAUGAAAGUAAAAUAAAAAAGGAACAUUCUGAGAAUGUUAAGAAAAAAACUUAUAAUGAAAACCCAACUCAUAAGAAACAACCUAUUAAAUCAUCUGACUAUUCAUAUACAGAAGAUCAAACUCAAUUACCAACAUCAAAUUUGGAGAAUAAACCAUCUAGUAGACAAAGUUAUAAAGAAAACAGAAACAAUGAACAUUCAAUUCAUAAAUCAUCCAACUCACAUAAUUAUAAACCACAUGAACAUAAUGAAUAUAAAAAACAUAUUGAUUCAAAUAAACAAGAAUCAAAAACAGAAGUGAAGGAAUAUUCAACAAAAAGAAAUGAAGAGUCCUCUUUGUCAAAUGAACCGAAUAGUAAUAAUAUUGAGAAGAAUACUGAUAAGAAUGAUAAUAAAUUGAGCUACUACAGAAAAACUGAUGAAUCUAAAACCGAGAAUAAAAAUGAUGAGCUUAUUUCAUCAAGUCAACCAACUGUUACUCAAAGCCUUACAUCAGUAUCAUUUGUUUCUGGUAGUAAUAAAUAUGAUUCAACUAAGUCAAAUGAAUAUAAAACAUCAUCUAAGAGUACAGUCAGUAAACCUGUAUCAGAGGAUGAGAUUAAAACUCAAAUAGAAAAAUUAUUAAAGGACAAUUUAAACAAUCUGAUUUUGAAGAUUCAAAAAACAAAAGCAGAUGAAAGUAAGCAGACGUCUUCACCAUCAUCUGAAUCCUCAUCAACACAACCAGAUCAACUGCCUCCGCCUGUUAAAAAAGAUGAAAAUUAUUACAAAUAUUAUAGGCCUAAUCAUAAAGAAAUGCGGCAUAGACCUAACGAUGAAGAUGAUGAAAGAAAACUACAUGAACAUGAUCACCAUCAUGAUAGACAUGAUGACGAACAUAAGCUCCAUAAGCCGGAAGAAUACAAACCUUGGUCAGAUAAGUAUGCACUUCGACCUUCAAAUAAGGACAGACAUAUACCACCACCUCAUCAUCAUCAUCACCAUCCGAUUCCUCAUUUUCCACCACAUCAUCCAUUUCCAUUAGGACCAGAAAGUGAGUCACAAAAUUCGCCAUCGAGAAAUUCAUUUCCCAAGCAGUAUCACAUGUUUCGAUAUCAUGAAUUGGAUAAACAAAAUCAAGAAAUUCCAUAUAAACUUCGUUCUCAUGAAGAAGAUUUCUCGAAUCGUCAUGCUAAUGAAGAAGAUAAUGAUCAAAAUUCUUACCAGUCCAAAUCACCACCAAAAAAGCAACAAAGUAUUAUUCAAGCUGUAUCAGCUACUGUCAAUCCUACUCAGCCAUUAAAUGGCUACGAAGGGGCGACUAAAAUCCUGGAUUCUGUAUCAAUCCCACUGACUAUCAAUAUUGAUGACUUAUCUUCUGGUGAUUGUCCAUUCACGCCAUGCACAAAAACAUGUCCAGGCGGUUUGUAUAAACUUAAUGAAACUACAGGUUGUGCAACUUGUCAUUGUUGUUCUAGCGUUACCUGUCACAACCAGUGCACUCAAGGAUAUGAAGCAGAUAAAUAUGGAUGCCCUACAUGCAAAUGCUUAACAUCUUAUUAUUGA